AUGGCUCAAAAGCCAGCAUCAUCCGCCCAGGGAAACCCAACUCGAACCCAGAAUCUGGCAAUCUGGGCCGCCAAUCUCAAAUAUGCCGAUAUACCGCCGCAUGUAGUCCAAAAAACAAAAGACUUCUUCCUGGACUGGUUAGGCUGUACAAUAGCAGGCCGCAACCACCCCGCCAUCUCAGCAAUCGCACGAUUUGCUAUUACUAUGGGACCUUCCAACGGCAAAAGCGAACUAGUGGAUGGCGCGCUCGGAUUCAAGACCAGUCCUGCAUUUGCCAGCUUAGUGAACGGAGCCUCGUCGCAUGUUGUCGAGCAGGAUGAUCUUCAUAAUCGCAGUAUCAUGCAUCCCGCCACGGUUGUGUAUCCCGCUGCCCUUGCCGUUGCACAGGAAAUAGACGCCACAGGCGAGGAAUUCAUUGCUGCAUGCGUCGUGGGUUACGAAGUGGGUUGCCGAGUCGGCGAGUACCUAGGAAAAAGCCACUACGAACGCUUCCACACCACUGCCACUGGCGGUGUCAUCGGCGUGGCAGCCGCGACAGCCCAUCUCCUGAAACUUGAUGCAGAACAGACCCUCUCUGCCAUUGGCACAGCGGGGACACAGGCAGCAGGGCUGUGGCAGUUCCUCGUCGACGCCACACACUCAAAACAAGUUCAUACCGGCAAAGCGUGCUUCGACGGGAUAUUUGCUGCGUAUUCUGCUCGGGACGGACUUCUCGGUGCUGCAGAUAUCCUUGAAGGAUCGCGGGCUAUGGGCGUUGCUCUAGUGCCGGGGACUACAAAGCCCGAGGCAAUCGAUCAGAAUCUGGGCUCUGAUUGGGCUGUUUUAGGAUCGAGCUUUAAAUGGCAUGCUUCAUGUAGACACACCCAUCCCAGCGUUGACGCACUUCUGAGCCUUAUGGAGAAGAAUGGGGUCGCAUUUGAAGAUAUUGAGUCCGUAGUUACGCGGACAUACCAAGCUGCGUUGAAUGUGCUCGGGCUGAGUGGCGAGGGUGAGACGGUGCACCAAAGCAAGUUCUCGAUGGGGUUUGUUCUUGCGGUAGCAGCCAAGAAGGGACAGGCUAUGAUAACAGAUUUCACAGAGGAAGAUCUGAAGGAUCUGACCUUGCGGGAGUUCCAGAGGCGGGUAACAAUGGAAUAUGAUGCGGAAAUUGAUAGCAAGUUCCCGCAGAGUUGGCAAGGGACGGUUAUCGUGACUACCAAGUCUGGUCAAGUAUUCCAUGAGACAGCGGAGUUUGCGAAGGGGGACCCUGAGCUGCCAUUAACAAAAGAGGAGAUUGAGCGUAAGGUACAUGCGCUGGCCACUUAUGGCGGUUUCACCAAUACUUCGAGGGUGAAUGAUCUGAUUCAAAGAGGAUGGAGCUUGGAAAAUGAGACAAAUUUGACAGGGUUCGUCUUUUAG
Messenger RNA from Penicillium chermesinum, 1398 nucleotides. RefSeq names its product MmgE/PrpD family protein. Gene Ontology annotation, molecular function: lyase activity. The coding region runs from base 1 to 1398 and encodes 465 amino acids. NCBI's taxonomy places the organism in Eukaryota, Fungi, Ascomycota, Eurotiomycetes, Eurotiales, Aspergillaceae. The record is from RefSeq and is a predicted model, not a curated record. The transcript has 4 exons.